This is a messenger RNA of Ixodes scapularis (black-legged tick), 558 nucleotides long. Its product is annotated as glycine-rich protein 23-like. The transcript is spliced from 2 exons. Lineage: Eukaryota; Metazoa; Arthropoda; Arachnida; Ixodida; Ixodidae. Bases 1 to 558 code for a protein of 185 amino acids. The record is from RefSeq and is a predicted model, not a curated record.
AUGAAGACCAUGAUUGCAAGCAUCCUUCUGUGCUCCCUCUUGGCCACGGCUUUCUCCGGCGGUGUGAUUACUGGCUAUGGCGGAUACGGAGGAUACGGAGGAUACGGUGGAUAUGGUGGAUAUGGUGGAUAUGGUGGAUAUGGUGGAUACGGAGGAUACGGUGGAUACGGUGGAUACGGCCCGGUCGGUGUCAACGGAGUAGGAUUAGGAAGCAGCGUUGUCCUUCUCAACGGCGGCGGUGGCGCCGGACUGUCCAAGGUGGUGGCCGGGCCAGCAUUUUUAGUCAGGAGUGUCCACCACGUUAACAAAGUUUCCAGCGGAGGAAACGUCGUGGCCCAUACUGGCUUGGGAGGAGCAUACGGUCCUGGAUCUGGUGGAGCCGGCCUGGGAGGGGGUCUCGGAGGUGGACUUGGAGGUGGUCUUGGAGGUCUUGGCGGUGGUCUUGGCGGUGGCCUUGGCGGUGGCCUUGGCGGUGGUCUUGGUGGUGGUUUGGGCGGUGGUCUUGGUCUCUACGGACCGGGAGCCUACGGUGCUUAUAAAGCGCUUCUCAAGGGUUGA